AUGCAAGGUCUUCUCCUUUUCUCCUCUCAUCCUCCCCGUCUCGCUUUAUUCUCCGUAGCACGCAUACUCGUUCCUAUCGCGCAUCUGCCUGAUCACAGACACCACCCAUUUGCUGUUCGUGCCAUGAGCACCAAAGACGUUUCACGCCAGAGCGACAUCAACAAGAUGACGACUGAUGGCGACGGCUCCUUCAAACGCAGGCCAUCGUCCUUCCGGAACUUCAUCGAGCCGGGCGGUAAAUUCGAGCCAGAGAAAGAUCGCUACCAUCUCUAUAUUUCCUAUGCUUGUCCUUGGGCUACGAGGACUCUCAUCAUGAGAAAGUUGAAGGGGUUGGAGUCUUUUAUUGACGUCAGCAUCGUCUCCCCGCACAUGGGCGAGCAUGGCUGGCCCUUCGCGUCUGCAGAUGCGUACCCCGGCGCGACAGACGACCCGAUCCACAAGUCUGCUCAUGUCAAGGAUCUCUACAUGCACGCAGCCCCGGAUUACGAUGGGCGGUUCACUGUUCCCGUGCUCUGGGACAAGAAGACAGACACGAUCGUGAACAACGAGAGCUCCGAGAUUAUUCGGAUGUUUAACACCGCAUUCAAUCACCUCCUCCCCAACGAGAAGGCGCAGCUUGACUUUUAUCCCGCACAUCUUCGUGCAGAGAUCGACGAAGUCAAUGAGUGGGUGUACGAUACUGUAAACAAUGGUGUCUACAAGUCCGGGUUUGCGAGCACUCAGGCCGCAUAUGAAGCUGCAGUGCGCCCUCUGUUCGAAUCCCUCGACAAACUUGAGGGUAUGCUCAAGGGGAAAGAAUAUCUCGUCGGUAAUCAGCUCACCGAGGCGGAUAUUCGCCUAUUUGUUACCAUUGUGCGGUUUGACCCAGUGUACGUGGUACACUUCAAGUGCAACAUCCGCACGAUUCGCGACGGUUACCCCGAGAUCCACCGCUGGAUGCGCCAGUUGUAUUGGAAAAUCCCUGCAUUUUCCGAGACAUGUGAUUUCGACCACAUCAAAACCCACUACUACUGGUCUCACCCCUUCGUGAGCUUGACUCCUAUUUUAUCCGAUCGUUCAGUGAUAAUGUUGUCGACUGGUUCCCAGAUCAACCCUCACAGGAUCAUUCCCGCUGGUCCGAUCCCUAAUAUCCUGCCCCUUUGA
Messenger RNA from Fibroporia radiculosa, 1143 nucleotides. RefSeq lists its product as uncharacterized. The transcript has 6 exons. Gene Ontology annotation, molecular function: glutathione transferase activity. Bases 1 to 1143 code for a protein of 380 amino acids. NCBI's taxonomy places the organism in Eukaryota, Fungi, Basidiomycota, Agaricomycetes, Polyporales, Fibroporiaceae. Gene Ontology annotation, cellular component: cytoplasm. The record is from RefSeq and is a predicted model, not a curated record.